UGCUUUCAUGUAUAAUUGAUAUAUAUUGUUUUAAAUUGUAGGUUCCUUUUGUUUUCCGAUCUUCAUAUUCUCUUAAAAGUAAUCGCGGGUUAUUGGAGAUUAGAUUAAAGAAGGGAAGAAAUAUGGGAAUUUUUAAUGUAUUUGUUAGGGUUUGUUAUUAUUUUUCAUUGUGGCUUAAUAAGAGAGAUGAGCGAGGGAAAAUGAAAUAAUCAAUAACGUGUCUAAGAAUCUAAUCUGAUCUGGUGACAAUCAUGGUUUGUUUAUGAUAGAUGACAAGUGCUUGGACAGACAAGAACUUUGGAAUGUUACAUAGGGGGUAGAGAAAAGGACUGGGAAAUUUGUAUGUUUUUUGUUUUUUAAUGAUUGGACAUUGUUUCUCCCUUCUGAAGCUCUGGAAAAAUGUUAAUGGGAGGAUGAGGAGACUAAGUUAAAGUUUCGAAUUUUGGAGCAAAUGAGCAGUGGAGCUUGUGGAUGACAAUUUGGACGAAUUUUGACUUGGUUUGCUUCAUGUUUUUUGGCUUUGCAAUAAGUUUUAUUUUAUUUUUCUCAUCAUGGGAGGAUGGCGACACCAAUUUAACUUUCCAAUGUUGGAGCAAAAUGGAGCUUGUGGGACACUGCUCACAAUUUGGAGGAAUUGCUGACUUGUGGAAAUGAGCGGUCGCUUCUCUCGCACAAUCUAUGUUGGCAACCUACCCUCUGAUAUAAGAGAAUGGGAGGUUGAAGAUCUUUUCUACAAGUAUGGUCGUAUUUUGGAUAUUGAGUUGAAGAUUCCGCAUCGCCCUCCAUGUUUUUGUUUUGUUGAGUUUGAGGAUCCCCGAGAUGCUGAAGAUGCAAUCAGAGGUCGAGAUGGUUAUAACUUUGAUGGUUGUCGUUUGAGGGUUGAGCUUGCACAUGGUGGUAGAGGACAAUCCUCAAGUGAUCGUCGUGGUGGAUAUGGUGGUGGUGCAGCUAAGUUUGGUGUAUCACGUCACUCUGAAUUUCGAGUUAUUGUCCGCGGGCUCCCUUCUUCUGCUUCCUGGCAAGAUUUGAAGGAUCACAUGCGAAAAGCUGGUGAUGUGUGUUUUGCAGAAAUUUCACGUGACAGUGAUGGUACUUUCGGUAUUGUUGAUUUUACCAAUUAUGAUGACAUGAAAUAUGCUAUUCGUAAACUUGAUGAUACCGAGUUUAGAAAUCCUUGGGCUAGAGCUUACAUUCGGGUGAAGAAAUACGAGAGCAGCCCCUCCAGGAGUAGGAGUAGGAGUAGGAGUAGAAGUAGAAGCCGCAGUGUUAGAAGAGACCGGAGUAAAUCACGGGAAAGAUCUCCGUCCAAAUCACCUGCUAAAUCCAGAUCUGCCUCUCCUGUCAAGUCACCCAGAGAAAGAUCAAGGUCAAAGUCAAGCUCAAGAUCAGUAUCACCUGACAAGGCCCAAUCGGUGAGCCAUUGAUAUUCAUACCGCAUGAAAAACGUAAGUCCGGUAUAACUUGCAGCUUAAUGGAGUUCUGGGGUAAGUUUUGUUGAACGUAUUGGCACAUUAUAACUGGAUACAGUCCAUGUAGGCAAGUUUAGCCAAGUGUGGCGGUGUUUCUUGGAGGCGAAGCAACUAUCUCUGAACGCUAAUGGAUGAAUUAGGUUGCCUUUUGUUUCAUUUUGAUUCUAUCUCUGAACACUAGUGGACAAGUUAGCUUGAUCUGCGACACUCUUUGACAUAUCCUUUGUUGCUUUCUCUUGGUUAUCAAAUUAUGCAUGUUGGGA
Hibiscus syriacus is the source of this 1732-nucleotide messenger RNA. RefSeq names its product serine/arginine-rich splicing factor SR34A-like. Lineage: Eukaryota; Viridiplantae; Streptophyta; Magnoliopsida; Malvales; Malvaceae. Gene Ontology annotation, cellular component: ribonucleoprotein complex; nucleus; cytoplasm. Gene Ontology annotation, molecular function: mRNA binding. The record is from RefSeq and is a predicted model, not a curated record. The transcript is spliced from 13 exons. Bases 651 to 1424 code for a protein of 257 amino acids.